Molecule: messenger RNA, 761 nt
Organism: Malaya genurostris
Lineage: Eukaryota; Metazoa; Arthropoda; Insecta; Diptera; Culicidae
Product: general odorant-binding protein 56d-like
Exons: 3
Coding region: 150-674 (174 amino acids)
Biological process (GO): sensory perception of smell
Molecular function (GO): odorant binding
Source: RefSeq, a predicted model, not a curated record
GUAGAACUGAAUUUCGCGAACCCACGAUUGGUCAAUCAAUCAUCGAUUUGGGAAACAUGAUCGUUGUCAUAUUAAGAUGGACCAAGUUCUUAUGAAUUUGUAAGGUGAGACACGAUCUGAUUAAGACUUGCUGAGCGAACACAAAUGGAAUGAACGAAUGCUGUCAAGAGAACAGGUUUUUUGCUAAGUCAUCAGGUGAAUCAGAACAAUAUAAAACGCCGGUCAGAAUUCUUUGGAUUAUAUCAGUCAUCCAAAAGCCAUCAUUCAGAGCAGUUAUGAAAUCGUUCGCCUGUCUCGUUAUUGUAGUUGCAGUAGUUGGUGUUAAGGCACUGACGGAAGAACAACUGAAGAAGGCUGAUUCCUAUGCCACUGAUUGCUUGCAAAAAUUUUCUAGUUUGUCGAGAGAAGCCGUGGACAAGCUGCGUUCUGGAGCGUUCUCCGACGUCAAUCAGGACACAAAAUGCUUUACUAAAUGUUUUCUAGAACGCUCUGGAUUUUUGGAUUCCGAAGGUAAUCUGCUGACUGAUUAUGCCAUCGAGCGGCUUUCACUGGAUCGUGAAAAGAGCAAGGUUGAAACUCUGGUGCAAAAGUGCAGUGUGAAAAAAGAUGAUCCCUGUGAAACCGCUUUCCGUGCCUUCGAGUGUUUCCACAACGGAAAAGCUUCAUUAUACUGAACACGGCUAUCGAUUAUAUUGUGAUUAUUUUCUUCAAAACAUGAUUGUGAGCACAGAUUGAAUAGUAUACUGUUUGUGGAAGUUGGA